CUGUUGCCAGUCUUCGCUUAGACUUCGGAGGAGAGACUACUUGAGGAGUCCUUGAGUAGACCUCCUUAGACCUCUGUGGGAGUGGUUCCUUGAUCCUCUAUCCUUGAGGACAUCUCCUUGACAGUCUUCAAUCUUCUCCAACCCUUGGGAGUGGUUCCUCAACUCUAUCCUUGAGGAUAUCUCCUUGAGAGUCUUCAAUCCUCAUAGUGAGGAGAAAGAUAGAAAGAUUCUUUCUUCUCUCUACCGAAGAGUGAGUGAAUCCUUCUACCACAAGGAGUGCAGUGAUUAGUUUUUCAGUACCUCUAAAAUUUUUGUAUUUUAUGGACGAAUAGUUUCAAAUAACUUUCAUUUGUUUCUUCAAAUUUUCGUCAGUUUUCCACCUUGAUAUUGGAUAUUCACUGUUUUAAUCAAGAUGGAGAAUAAUUAUUCAAGAUGUAUGAAAAUAGCGGCGUCAUUAUUAUUUUUCGCUACAUUUUUCACCUGUGCUCAUGCAGAGAAAGAUGCCAGAAUAGUAUGCUACUUCAGCAACUGGGCUAUCUACAGGGAAGGUGUGGGGAGGUACACCAUAGAUGAUAUACCACCAGGAAUGUGCACCCAUCUUGUCUACUCCUUCAUUGGAGUCAGUAAUGUCACGUGGGAGGUCCUAGUUCUCGAUCCUGAGGUGGAUGUGGAACAACAUGGCUACAGCAACUUCACAGCCUUGAAGCAGAAAAUGCCAGGACUGAAAGUAGAAUUGGCAGUAGGUGGCUGGGGAGAAGGGGGUCGCAAAUAUUCACAGCUUGUUUCCAUGAAGGAGCGUCGGGAUUCAUUCAUCAGGAGUGUGGUUGAAUACAUGCACAAAUACAAUUUCGACGGCUUCGAUUUGGACUGGGAAUAUCCGGGGGCAGCGGAUCGAGGAGGCAGUUUCUCGGACAAGGAUCGCUUCUUCUAUUUCGUGGAGGAGCUGAGGACAGCUUUCGUUAAGGAAGGAAAAGGAUGGGAGAUCACUAUGGCUGUGCCUUUGGCCAAAUUCAGGCUCAACGAAGGAUAUCAUGUCCCCGAACUUUGCGAACUAGUGGAUGCAAUUCACGUAAUGUCAUACGACUUGAGAGGUAACUGGGCUGGAUUCGCUGAUGUACAUAGUCCUCUCUAUAAGAGACCGCAUGAUCAGUGGGCCUACGAAAAACUAAACGUUAACGAUGGUCUCCAGCUGUGGGUAGACUACGGAUGUCCACCUGAUAAGCUGGUGGUUGGAGUUCCUUUCUACGGACGUUCGUUCACUCUGAGCGCAGGGAACAGUAACUACAAUCCUGGCACUUAUAUCAAUAAGGAAGCCGGAGGUGGCGCCCCUGGUAACUAUACUAAAGCCAAGGGAUUUCUCGCUUAUUAUGAGAUCUGUGUAGCUCUGCAGGAGAAGAACAGUGAAUGGGUAGAGAAAUGGGAUGAUGCUGGAUUCUGUCCUUAUGCUUACAAAGGAACACAGUGGGUUGGCUAUGAGAAUGAGAAGAGCUUACAAAUCAAAAUGGACUGGAUAAAGGAGAAAGGUUACGCCGGAGCGAUGACCUGGGCGAUAGACAUGGACGAUUUCAGGGGUCUGUGCGGCCCUGAAAACCCUCUCAUCAAGGUUCUGCACAAGAACAUGAAGGACUACAAGGUUCCAACACCUACGAUCACCACUACACCACGGCCGGAAUGGGCACGACCUUCCAGUACCACAUCGGGAACACCUGUGAUCACCAAACCACAAACCACAACCACGAAACCCCACAAAUCCACCACAAAACGACCACGCCCCUCCAAGAAACCAAAACCUACCACCACCACCACAACCACUACAACCACAGAGGAACCCGUGGAGAUCACUGAGGAAACCACUGACGAGAUUGUCACCACUGAGGUUGCUCCCGAGAUCCCCGUGAUUCCUGAGACCCCUGAAGUACCGGAAGUAGGCCUACCGGAAGUGCCGGAAGUACCAGAGGUGCCGGAAGUUCCCGAGGUACCCGAAGUGCCGGCGGAAACACCCGAAGUUCCCGAGGAGCCUGAGACUGGGGAGACAGUGGACGCCAGUACUGACGGAAGCUCCACUAACAACGAGAUUGCUUCCAAUGAUGUGGACUGUUCCACAGAUGGGUUCAAACCGCACAGGAGUUGUAAUAAGUUCUACCAAUGCGUGUACAACAAACCCCUACUGUUCACAUGUCGACCUGGCACUGUUUGGAACCAGGAAAUGACGAUCUGUGAUUGGCCAGAGAAUAGUCGAAGAAAUGACUGCAAGAAAGACAGCAGUGCUGCCGAAACUCCAUACGUUGACAACGAAACUGUGCUUAGUCAGCAAUAGGCUCUAGAUUUCACACAAAAAUUGGGGAAAUUUUAAUGAAAAUAUUACAAAAAAGUUAUGCCCGCCGCGGAAUUCGAACCGUCAUUAUAUGAAAGCAUUUUGGAAAUGAUUUCAGUAGCCUUUAAGGUGCGAUUUCUAGGACACUUCUCACAAGCAAACAGCUUUCUGUAACAAAAAUUGAACUAAACUAAUAAGCUUCUUAAUCAACUAUUCAA
Messenger RNA from Nilaparvata lugens (brown planthopper), 2532 nucleotides. RefSeq names its product endochitinase. Gene Ontology annotation, molecular function: chitinase activity; chitin binding. Lineage: Eukaryota; Metazoa; Arthropoda; Insecta; Hemiptera; Delphacidae. Gene Ontology annotation, cellular component: extracellular region. The coding region runs from base 413 to 2317 and encodes 634 amino acids. The record is from RefSeq and is a predicted model, not a curated record. Gene Ontology annotation, biological process: carbohydrate metabolic process; chitin catabolic process. The transcript has 11 exons.